AGAGGGCUUUAUAAAUAGUUCAGCAGAACAUUUAACUUCAUGGAUAAAGGAAUUGGAAGACUCAAAAUAGCAGGGAGGGCGAAAACCUAAAGAAGAUAAUGCAAACAAAAAGUCAAAAUAUAAACGGAGCUAUGCGUCUGUUCUUGUUCAGCGCUUUUGCAACGUUGUGCUCCCUGGCGACAGGCCAUGCGUGCUCACCUCAGUGCAGGUGUCCUGAAGAGGCACCUCUGUGCCCUCCUGGGAUUCCGCUGGUGCUGGACGACUGCGCUUGCUGCCUCGUUUGCGCUCGCCAGAAAGGCGAAAGUUGCUCAGAGAGAUACCCCUGCGACACCCGUAAGGGCCUGCAUUGCGAUUAUACCGCAGGAGUCAAUGAGCAGACCGGUGUUUGCGUGGCCCGGGAAGGAGACAUCUGCGUGUUGGAUGGCUCCGUCUAUCAAAACGGGGAAACCUUCUUCCCCAGCUGCCAGUAUCAGUGCGCCUGCAGGGACGGAGAGAUCGGCUGCGUCCCCCGCUGUAACCUGGACGUCCUGCUGCCGGGCCCCUCCUGCCCCUUCCCCCGGAGAGCGCGGCUGCCAGGAGAGUGCUGCGAGACCUGGGUGUGCGACUCCAGGGCACACACCUCGCUGGGGGGCUUGGCGAUGGCGGCUUACAGGCAGGAGGGAACGGCUGGAAUUGACAUCUUAGACCCCGGUCUCAACUGCAUCGAGCAGACCACAGAGUGGGGGGCCUGCUCGCGGACCUGCGGGAUGGGUGUCUCAACGCGGGUCACGAAUCGGAACCGACGCUGCGAGAUGGUGAAGCAGAGCCGCCUCUGUCUCGUCAGACCCUGCGGCGAACAGGAGCGAAGUGAUGCCGCCAAGAAAGGAAAGAGGUGCUUGCGAACGAAAAGGGCCCCGAAGCCGACCCACUUCACCUUCAUGAACUGCACCAGCACCCAUGCCUACAGGCCCAGGUACUGCGGAGGGUGCAGUGAUGGUAGGUGCUGCACUCCCCACAGCGCCAGGACUAUCCAGGUGGAGUUCCAGUGUCCACGCGGUGAAGUCCUGAAGAAGCCCAUGAUGUUCAUCAAUAGCUGUGUCUGUCAUAGCCACUGCCCCAGGGACAAUGCACUGUACCACACGGCCGACCCCACAUUCAGUGGUUUGAAGAUGUAGAGAGAAAUGUGACCAGCGGGCUUAAGGUGGAAGUAACAUGUGGAUGUUAAUGUAGGGAAACAAAUUUUCAGAAAAUACCUUAACAAAUACAGUAGCCAUAAUCCUGACCCAACAGACAAUGUGUUUUUCCUACAAUGUAAAUGACUUUUUCUAUACUUAAAAAUGCUUGAGUUUGUAAUUGAUCCAGGGGGAAGAGCACCUCCUGCUGGUCACGACACCUCUUACAGCAGCAGCAGCCUGCUUUUCCCUGGUCUUCCAUCCAUCCAGCUGUUUAGCUUGAUGAGAUUUGACAGUGUUUAGUGUGAAACCAUUACAUAUCUCAAUGACUAAUUAUUUGCUGUAUAUAUUAUUUUGGUGUUUUUGUAAUGUUUUGAUUUUAUUUGGAAGCCUUGUGUAAAUAGAUAUUGUGUGUAUAUAUACACUGUUUUUUUUUAAAUGGACUCAACAUUUUAUU
Lepisosteus oculatus (spotted gar) is the source of this 1608-nucleotide messenger RNA. RefSeq names its product cellular communication network factor 3 (gene ccn3). Gene Ontology annotation, biological process: signal transduction; cell adhesion. NCBI's taxonomy places the organism in Eukaryota, Metazoa, Chordata, Actinopteri, Semionotiformes, Lepisosteidae. Gene Ontology annotation, cellular component: extracellular region; extracellular matrix. Gene Ontology annotation, molecular function: heparin binding; integrin binding. The record is from RefSeq and is a predicted model, not a curated record.